Glycine soja is the source of this 798-nucleotide messenger RNA. Its product is annotated as SKP1-like protein 14. Gene Ontology annotation, cellular component: cytoplasm; nucleus. Gene Ontology annotation, biological process: SCF-dependent proteasomal ubiquitin-dependent protein catabolic process. The transcript has a single exon. NCBI's taxonomy places the organism in Eukaryota, Viridiplantae, Streptophyta, Magnoliopsida, Fabales, Fabaceae. Gene Ontology annotation, molecular function: cullin family protein binding. The record is from RefSeq and is a predicted model, not a curated record. The coding region runs from base 1 to 798 and encodes 265 amino acids.
AUGGCAAAAGAAUCGGGAUCAUCCAAGAUUGAAAUGUUAGAGAUUAGCAAUGAAGCAAUGGCAGAAGCACAAUCAUCCAAGAUUGAAAUGUUAGAGAUUAACAAUGAAGCAAUGGCAGAAGCACAAUCAUCCAAGACGGUAACAAUGAAGCCCGCGGAGGCAGAAGAAUCCAAGACGGAAACACAGAAAAUCACCGACGAAGAAUCAAAGAACGUUCCGAUUGCGGCUACAGAAGAAGAAUCGAAGAAGCUUUCGAUCACUAAGGUAGAAGAAUCGAAGAAUGCCGCAACCGCAACAACCGAGGGAGAGAAAGAAGAAGCGAAGGUUUCGCUAAAGACCUUAGACGGUGUCACCUUUGAGGUGGAAGCGUGGAUCGCGAAGGAGAUGGAGACGGUGCAGGCCUACAUCGAUGACACCUCCGCCGACACCUCCGCCGCCAUCGCAAUUCCGCUCCACAACGUUGCCGGCCGCGAACUCGCCCGGAUGGUGGAGUACUGCAAGGAGCACCGCCGUGCCUCCGUCUCCGCCGGCAACCUGAAGGAGUUCGAGGAGCGGUUCGCGGCGGCGCUGAACCUCUACGAGAUGAAGGAUCUGAUCAUCGCUGCGAAUUACCUCAACACGAAGAAGCUCCUCGAGUCUCUGAGUCGUUGCAUUGCUAAAGCCAUCAAGAACAAGAGCGUGGAGUUCGUGAGGGAUUAUUUUGGGGUUACGAACGAUUACACGACGGAGGAAGAGGCGCAGUAUCGCGAAACGAACGCCUGGGCCUUUCGGAACGUCGAUGAGGAUUCAAGGAAUUAG